AUGAGGGCCCUUUCUCUCUUCAGCGCGUUCUCCGCGAUGCUGUCAUGCACGGCGCUUGUCGCCGCAUCCGACCCUGACCCGAUUGGCACCAUCUACAAUGGUCAUGUGCCGGCCGGUUUGUACGGGUCAAACUAUACGUACCCUUGGCCGGUGAAACUUUUCAAAUUCUAUAACCAGCACCAGCACCUAGAGAUGGCGUUUAUGGACGUUCCUGCAGAUCGCCAUCACGACAAGAACAAAACCGCAGUCCUGCUCCAUGGCGGUAACUUCUGCAGCGUCACUUGGUCUGACACAGCGCGCCAGCUGUCUGCCAAAGGCUAUCGAGUGAUCUUGCCCGAUGACAUCGGCUUCUGCAAGUCGAGCAAGCCCCAAGGGUAUUCUUACAACGUCCAACAGCAGGCAGAGAAUAUCAACAGCCUGCUCACCGCGCUCGGCAUCGAUGAAGUCACUGUCAUUGGUCAUUCCAUGGGAGGUAUGAUUGCCGCCCGUUACGGCCUCAUGUACGCGGACACCAUCAAGCAGCUUUUCCUUGUUGACCCAUUGGGUUUGGAGGACUGGGUAGCUAAGGGUGUACCCUAUUUGCCCAUCGACGAGACAUACGAGUCCCAAGUCGUACAAACCUUUGCCACCCUCAAGGCAUAUGAGGAGGCGAGUUAUUUCUACAAUGCCACUUGGAAGCCUGCGUACAACACCUGGGUUGAUAUGCUAGCCAACAUCUAUGCGGGCGACUAUGGCCGAGAAUAUUCGUAUGUGAUGGCCCUGGUCACCGACGCCUUAUUAAGCCAGCCUAUCAUCUACCAGCUUCCUCUACUGAAGACAAAUACCUAUCUCAUGGUAGGCGAGAAUGAUAUGACGGCGUUAGGAAAGGCAUGGUCAUCCUCAGCCGUGGCUGCAACUCUGGGCCAUUACUCCGUCAUUGGACCUGCCGCCGCAGCCCUGAUUCCCAAUUGCACGUUCCAUAUGUUUCCUGGUCUGGGCCAUGCACCCUUCCUCCAGGCUCCCCAGGAAUUUUACAAAGUACUCUUCUCUUGGUUGGAUUAA
Molecule: messenger RNA, 1041 nt
Organism: Penicillium pulvis
Lineage: Eukaryota; Fungi; Ascomycota; Eurotiomycetes; Eurotiales; Aspergillaceae
Product: alpha/beta fold hydrolase
Exons: 1
Coding region: 1-1041 (346 amino acids)
Source: RefSeq, a predicted model, not a curated record